Messenger RNA from Cuscuta europaea, 830 nucleotides. The record is from the annotation of a GenBank genome assembly. Lineage: Eukaryota; Viridiplantae; Streptophyta; Magnoliopsida; Solanales; Convolvulaceae.
CACAACCAAAAAAUCAAACGGCCGACAAGGCACUUACUGAUGAGACACAAGCCCGCACAGUUCAAUCCUAUUAUACAACCAAGAGUCUCACUGCGAACCAUUGUAGGUGAUCCGCUUUCUAUUUUUGCCGCGAUCUUGAGGAUCUGCCGUUCACACACUCAAUCCAAUCUUGCUGUUCUCACGGUUUCUUGACUCAGAACCAGAUAGAUAUGUUUUCAUUGUUGUACGGACUCUGGGAGUAUGCCUUCAGCAAGACAGAGUUUCAUGUCCUUAUCCUGGGGAUUGACAAAGCUGGAAAAACGACAUUAUUAGAAAAGUUGAAGUCACAAUUCUUGAACAUAGAAGCCCUUCCACCUGAUCGCAUUGUUCCAACUGUUGGACUGAAUAUCGGGCGUGUUGAAGUUUCAAAUUCAAAACUUGUAUUUUGGGAUCUCGGAGGGCAGCCUGGUCUUCGCUCAAUCUGGGAGAAGUAUUACGAGGAGGCACAUGCUGUUCUGUUUGUGAUUGAUGCUGCUUGCCCGUCACGUUUUGAAGAUGCUAAAUCUGCACUUGAAAAGGUUCUCCGGCAUGAAGAGCUCCAAGGAGCCCCACUUUUGAUUUUGGCAAACAAGCAGGAUCUGUCCGAAGCUGUUUCAGUGGAAGAACUUGACCGGUAUCUCGAUCUCAAGAAAUUAGAUGAGAGGGUCUACACUUAUCAAGCCGUUUCAGCAUAUGAAGGGACUGGAAUCAAGGAGAGUGUGAACUGGCUUGUGAAUGCUAUGGAGAGAAGUAAGCGAACAGAAAGGCUGAAGCAGCGUGCUGAGUCCACCAGUUUUUGAUAUAUGCUCAAG